Molecule: messenger RNA, 1886 nt
Organism: Poecilia latipinna (sailfin molly)
Lineage: Eukaryota; Metazoa; Chordata; Actinopteri; Cyprinodontiformes; Poeciliidae
Product: glutamate receptor 4-like
Exons: 7
Coding region: 376-1518 (380 amino acids)
Source: RefSeq, a predicted model, not a curated record
UUUGCGACUGUGUUGCCAGUUGCGCCGCAUCCAGACGCGCUGCCCGCCGCUGGCUGAUACCCGCCCCCUCCUCUCCUCCUCUUCCUCCUCAUCCUCAUCAUCAUCAUCAUCCUCCUUGUCCUCUCCGCGUCGCCCCUCAUCUUGGUGCUGUUGUGCGCAAAAAUCUCCCGCGCCGGACGGAGGGGACGCAGGAGGAGCCGCCGCCGGAGCGGACAUGGAUGUUUAACCAGCACGCUGAUCUCCGCAACAACAACACGCUGUUUGCAGAUUUUUCUUUAGAUUUAUUUUGGGGUUUUUCUUUUUAGGAUGUUGCUUUUGCCCUAGGAAGGGAGAGGAUCUGCUCGAUGUUUCUCUUCAGUUAAUCACGGAACCAAGAUGAGGAUUUCUCCCUGUGGUUGGAUGGUGUGGAUGUUCUCGGGCUUCGCGAUGGGAGCUUUCCCCAGCAGCGUUCAGAUCGGUGGUCUGUUCAUCAGAAACACGGAUCAGGAGUACACGGCCUUCCGCCUGGCCAUCUUCCUGCACAACACGAGCCCCAACGCAUCGGAAGCCCCGUUCAACCUGGUGCCUCAUGUGGACAACAUCGAAACGGCCAACAGCUUCGCCGUCACCAACGCCUUUUGCUCGCAGUAUUCCCGCGGUGUCUUCGCCAUCUUCGGCCUGUACGACAAGCGGUCGGUGCACACGCUGACGUCGUUCUGCAGCGCGCUGCACAUCUCCCUCAUCACGCCCAGCUUCCCAACCGAGGGCGAGAGCCAGUUCGCCCUGCAGCUGCGGCCGUCCAUCCGCCGCGCACUGCUCUCCCUGCUCGACCACUACGACUGGAAGAAGUUCGUCUUCCUGUACGACACGGACCGAGGGUACGCCAUUCUGCAGGCCAUCAUGGAGAAAGCCGGACUGGAUGACUGGCAGGUCAGCGCCAUCUGUGUGGAAAACUUCAAUGACGCCAACUACCGCCGCCUGCUGGAGGACCUGGAGCGCCGCGAGGAGAAGAAGUUCGUCAUCGACCUGGAGGCCGAGAGGCUGCAGAACAUGCUGGAGCAGAUUGUGAGUGUUGGGAAACAUGUGAAGGGUUACCACUACAUCAUGGCCAACCUGGGAUUUAAGGAUAUCAACCUAGAGCGCUUCAUGCAUGGGGGCGCCAACGUCACCGGCUUCCAGCUGGUCAACUUCAGCAACCCCAUGGUCAUCAAGCUGAUGCAGCGCUGGAACAAGCUGGACCAGAGGGAGUACCCGGGCUCCGACGCCCCACCCAAGUACACCUCUGCACUGACGUAUGACGGCGUGAUGGUGAUGGCCGAGGCCUUCAGGACGCUGCGCAGUCGAAAGGUGGACCUGUCCCGACGGGGGAACGCCGGGGACUGCCUGGCGAACCCCGCCGCCCCCUGGAACCAGGGCAAAGAAAUGGAGCGCACCCUGAAACAGGCGAGAGCAACACACCAGUGGACCCGGAGUUCAUUUAGUCACCACCAUGAACUGCUCCCAUUUGGUCGCCUUCUAACCAUAAAACUUCUGUUUUAAUUGGAUUUAAUGUGACAAGCGGCACAUAAAUGUAAAGUGGAAGGAAAAUAAAACAUGACUCUCAACAUUUUUCACAGAAAAACAUCUGAUGAAAAGUGAUACCUGGUUUGAAAAUGUACCUUUUGGUUGACAUGCCUGGACACAUUGUUCAAACGGCGAUGCAAAGAGAUAAACUACAACUGAAUAAAUUAAUCGUAAUCUAAAAAAAUUUGUUUAUUUCAGGAAAUCAGUGGAUUGGAUUAUGAUGGAGACGGAUUCAUUCUUUGUCUUUAUUUCUGUUUAGCUGCAUGAUGGCUGACAUGAUGAUCUAGAUUCACUGAAGAUGUAAACAAUACAAAACUGUAACAUAAAGUCACAGAUUUGGACAG